Molecule: messenger RNA, 788 nt
Organism: Carya illinoinensis
Lineage: Eukaryota; Viridiplantae; Streptophyta; Magnoliopsida; Fagales; Juglandaceae
Product: early light-induced protein 1, chloroplastic-like
Exons: 3
Coding region: 106-651 (181 amino acids)
Source: RefSeq, a predicted model, not a curated record
GACGUUCAAUACACUUAUAUCUUCCAUUCCAUUACAGCUUGCAACGCAUUUCGAAAGCUUAGAAUAAUUCUCAAAGUCUGAUCUCUGCACUUCCUAUAUAUUUAGAUGGCAACCUCAGCUGCAAUGCAAUCCAUGAUCUUGUCGAGCAAUUUGAGUAUCCGUCUGACAAACAGGCCCAGGGUGAACCAGUUUCUUCCCAAUUCUAAUGAUGUGCUCGGUUUGCCGAGAAACAAUUGCAUGAGGGUGCGCUGCAUGUUUCAGAAAAACGAGGAUCGAUCCUCAUCACCUACACCACAGCCACCCAAGUUCAGUACGAGGUUCUCCGACUUGCUUGCAUUCAGUGGACCGGCACCGGAGAGGAUCAACGGCAGGCUAGCGAUGAUCGGCUUCGUCGCGGCGAUGGCGGUGGAGGUAUAUAGAGGGCAGGAUCUGUUCGCGCAGAUAUCAGACGGUGGGAUCCCAUGGUUUCUAGGAACCAGCAUUUUGCUGUCUUUUGCAUCUCUAAUUCCUCUGUCCAAGGGGGUGAGCGUGGAGUCGAGGUCGGAGGGGUUCAUGACCUCGGAUGCUGAGCUUUUGAAUGGGAGGGCCGUCAUGUUGGGUUUGGUUGCACUUGCCUUUACUGAGUUUGUUAAAGGUGGAACCAUUGUGUAGGCCUAUCUCCGCCAUUAAACUAAUACGUACAAGUGCAACGAUCCCAUGUACUUUUUUCUUUUCUUCUCCUUUUUUAUGGGAUCCCAUGUAAUUCUAAAUAAUUUUUAUAUAAAUAAUAGUUUAUUACUUGUACAAUC